CCUUAAGAGAUUUUGCUUUUUGUUUUAACUUUUUAGUUUCACUUUCGAGAUUGCCGUAAACUUGCUGAUGAAAACGUCCACGGUGAGAGUGUUAGGAUUUGAAUAAUUGAAAACCAGCUCUCAUCAGAAUAAGUGAAGAGGGUGGAAUCAUGAGACAGACUUUGUCUUAUCGAAUCUCCUUCUUUGCGGGGCUGUUGUCCCUUUGGACGCUCUGUCAGUCCUCUGCCAACAGAUGUGCUAUCAGCUACGAAGUAGCUGACUGCAGUCACUUGAAAUUGACUCAGGUGCCAGAUGAUCUCCCUACAAACAUUACAGUGCUGAACCUGACCCACAAUCAGCUCAGAAGGCUACCACCUGCCAACUUCACACGAUACAGCCAACUGAGAAUCUUGGAUGGAGGAUUUAACUCCAUCUCAAAACUGGAGUCAGAACUUUGCCAAAAACUCCCCUUGUUGCAAGUAUUGAACCUCCAACAUAACGAGCUAUCUCACCUCUCUGACAAGACCUUUAUCUUCUGCAGGAAUUUAACUGAACUCCAUUUAAUGUCCAACUCAAUACAGAAAAUUCAAAACAACCCUUUUAAAGACCUCAAGAACUUAAUCAAAUUAGACUUAGCGCAUAACGGCUUAUCGUCCACAAAACUAGGGACGGAGCUCCAGCUGCCCCAUCUCCACGAGCUUUCCCUGGCCAAUAAUAAAAUCCGCGCAUUAAGACGUGAAGAACUUGAGUUCCUGGGCAAUUCUUCUUUAACCAACUUAGAGCUGUCAUCGAAUCAAAUUAAAGAGUUUUCUCCAGGGUGUUUUCAUGCCAUCGGGAAACUAUUUGGCCUCUCUCUAAACAAUGCUCAGCUAGGCCCCAAUCUCGUGGAGAAGCUUUGUUUGGAACUAGCAAACACAAGUAUUUGGCAUCUCUCUCUGAGCAACACCCAGCUCUACAGAACAAGCAAUAUGACAUUUUUUGGACUAAAGGAGACAAAUCUCACCAUGCUCGAUCUAUCCUAUAACAGUUUAAAUAUGAUCACUAAUGAUUCAUUUGCUUGGCUUCCACAUUUGAAAUAUUUCAACCUGGAGUAUAAUAAUAUAGAACACUUGUCUUCUCGCUCCUUUUAUGGGCUGUUCAAUGUGAGAUACCUGAAUUUAAAACGAUUUUUUGCUAAGCAAAGUACUUCUCUUGCUGCACUUCCCAAGAUUGAUGAUUUUUCCUUUCAGUGCCUAAAAUAUUUGGAAGACCUUAACAUGGAAGAUAACAAUAUCCCAGGAAUAAAGAGCAACAUGUUCACAGGAUUGAGGAGUCUGAAAUACUUGAGACUAUCCAGCUCCUUUACAAGCUUGCCAGUUUUAACAAAUGAAACAUUUUCAUCACUCGCUCACUCUCCUUUACUCAUGCUCAACCUAACCAGAAAUAAAAUCUCAAAAAUAGAGAGUGGUGCUUUUAUUUGGCUGGGCCACCUACAGAUACUUGACCUUGGCAUUAAUGAAAUUGGGCAAGAGCUCACAGGCCAGGAAUGGCAAGGUCUGGGAAAUAUCAUUGAAAUCUACCUUUCCUUUAACAGGUACCUACAGCUGUCUAGUAAUUCCUUUGCCUUGGUUCCAAGUCUGAGACGACUGAUGCUUCGAAGGGUGGCCUGUAGAAAUGUGGAUGUCUCCCCCUCGCCUUUCCACUCUCUUCACAACUUGACCGUUCUGGAUCUCAGUAACAACAAUAUAGCCAACAUAAAUGAAGCCAUGUUGGAGGGGCUUGGCAAACUAGAAAUUCUGGAUUUGCAGCACAACAACUUAGCAAGGCUCUGGAAACGGGCCAACCCUGGAGGUGCUGUUUAUUUCCUGAAGAGUCUUCGUCACCUCCACAUCCUGAAUUUACAAUCCAACGGCUUUGACGAAAUCCCAGAGGAGGUCUUCAAGGAUUUGUCUGAGUUAAAGAGCAUUGACUUAGGACUGAACAAUUUAAACAUACUCCCACCAUUCAUCUUUGACCACCAGAUCUCUCUGAAGUCAUUGAAUCUUCAGAAAAAUCUCAUAACAUCAGUUGAGAAAGAUAUUUUUGGACCACCUUUCAAGAACCUGGUUAACUUAGAUAUGCGAUUUAAUCCAUUUGAUUGUACAUGUGAGAGUAUUGCCUGGUUUGCUAACUGGAUCAAUGGGACCCACACUAAUAUCUCUGGGCUAUCCGAUGACUAUCUCUGCAACACUCCAGCCCAAUACCAUGGUGUCCCGAUCACGCUUUUUGAUGUGUCCACCUGCAAAGACAGUGCUCCUUUCCAACUUCUAUUCAUCUUAACUACCACCACCCUCUUGCUUUUUAUAGUCACUGUACUGCUCGCCCAUUUCGAGGGCUGGAGGAUAUCUUUUUAUUGGAAGGUUUCAGUGCAUCGCAUUCUUGGUUUCAAGGAGGUAGACAACAAGGCGGAGCAGUUUGAAUAUGCAGCCUAUGUAAUUCAUGCCCACAAAGACAAGGACUGGGUCUGGCAGCACUUCUCUUCCAUGGAAGAAAAUGACCCAUCACUCAAAUUUUGUUUGGAAGAAAGGGAUUUUGAGGCAGGUGCCCUUGAACUCGAAGCAAUUGUCAAUAGCAUCAGAAGAAGCAGAAAGAUUAUUUUUGUUGUAACACAGAAUCUAUUGCAAGAUCUGUUGUGCAAAAGAUUCAAAGUGCACCAUGCCGUUCAGCAAGCUAUUGAACAAAAUCUGGAUUCCAUUAUACUGGUCUUUCUUGAGGAGAUUCCAGAUUAUAAACUGAACCAUGCACUUUGUUUGCGAAGAGGAAUGUUUAAGUCUCGCUGCAUCUUGAGCUGGCCUGUGCAGAAAGAACGCACCAGUGCGUUUCACCACAAAUUGCAAGUCGCACUUGGAUCCAGAAAUUCAGUACUUUAAAUUUACUUAAAAAUUAAUUUACGAGUCACUUUUCCAGUUUCAAAAGGCCCAUGGUAAGAGUUUUCACUCGACCACAAGGUAACUCUGCGGACUCUUUUAUCAUGUCACAGUUGUAUCUCAUCUCUUGAAACAAGUGUCCCUAUAGGAAGCCCCUUGUUCCUCAAGUCCCAAAGUCACCACUAUCCAGUUGAUUCUGACUCAUAUCAACUGUCUAGGGCAGAGUCCCACUGCCCUGGUGGGUUUCCAAGACCUGUGCAGCAGUGGAAAGCCUGACGCUCCUCCUGUGGAGAGACUGGAGACUUGCACAUGCUGAUUUCGCGUGAGCAGCUCAACGGUAACCCACCACAUCACCUGCCUGCCCCUUGAUCCCGAUUCACUAAAUUCACCCAACAGGAGCUUGUCAUCAUAGACUGGAUUUAACUGCUGAAUACAAAUUGGUUACCAUGACCCGGUACAAUUUAAAACUUUUAAGAGAUCUCUCAUUUAAAGAAAAGAGAGUUGCAUGAAGAUUUAUGUGCAUGUUCUUGAUAUUUGGAGGGAUGCACAAUUAUCAAAUGGAAGAUAAUUGUUUUAAUAGGUAUAAUGCAAUAUCAAUUAGAAAAGAGUAAAAUAUAGACCCAUACUUAAACAGGUUAAAUACAGUUUCUUUUUUUUUUUUUUCCCAAUGGAAAGUUGUUGCCUUCUGGCGCCUGUCUCAGUGUGGACCGGCUACAUGCUACAUGCCACUUGAGUAUAUAUACACUGGAAGACAGAAACAUUUGUAUUCGCUCUGGUUAGUUAAUUAAAUGAAGACUUUAAUAAAUA
Messenger RNA from Echinops telfairi (small Madagascar hedgehog), 3671 nucleotides. RefSeq names its product toll like receptor 3 (gene TLR3). The transcript has 5 exons. The record is from RefSeq and is a predicted model, not a curated record. Lineage: Eukaryota; Metazoa; Chordata; Mammalia; Afrosoricida; Tenrecidae. Gene Ontology annotation, biological process: immune response; inflammatory response; toll-like receptor signaling pathway. Gene Ontology annotation, molecular function: protein binding; transmembrane signaling receptor activity. Bases 150 to 2867 code for a protein of 905 amino acids. Gene Ontology annotation, cellular component: membrane.